UCAAGUAGAAUAGCAGAACAUAAGCAAUAAUCACUAUAUUUACCUAAUGCCUAUAAUCAUGUUCGCGAAAAUUACCAGUUUAACGUUAUCAGCGCUAUUAAAUCAUGAGCAAUGAGUGCUAGCAAGAGCAAAGCGUUUUUGAGUGAAGUGAACUAAACUGCAUUAGAGUAGUUUAUGAUUAGGAAAAAAACUAUUGCGAGAGCGAUUAUAUUUUGGUAUAUUAUAUAAAGAAACUUACGUGUAAAACAGUGUGUGUAAUAGUGCUUUGUGUACUUGGGCAAGAAAAGUUAAAAAUAUGAAAGGAGGAUGACUUACGAGUGUUUAUGAAGUACAAGUGAUUGGAGAUGUAACACACUACGUAAUACUAAAUUCUGCUUACACGAGAAAUGGAUAUUCAAUACGAUGAGGAUCUCUCGAAAAACCUAUUCUAUCAAAAACUGCAAACUGAUCACCAGAUUUUUCUGGACACUGCACCAGUCGAAGGAUGGAUUAUAUGUGUGCCUCGAAGUGGUGCUAUGAACGAUAAAUGUGUCACUGAUCAAGAGUUUUUGUUGGCCCACAUUCUGGUCCCAAAUGAAGAACUGUCCGAAACGCAUUUCACCAAUCUCAACUGCGUUGAUAUUAGACGAAGUGCACGUCAAUUAAGCACGGGCACAUACAAGGCGACAAUCCUUUUCGAGGAGCUUUUCUAUACCAGAGAUGGCAUGAAGUAUAAAAUCUGGUGCAUAGAGAAUGCAUUAUGUGACACCAGACCGUAUGGCAUAGUGCAAGGCAACGAUUCGAACGAACUAAUCACAAUCAAAAGGCUGCAGGAUGCAGUUGAAUUUAUACGAUUCAUAGCCAAGCCACGAUUUGUCUUUUCUAAGAUCGAUGCGUGUGUACAGACAUUCAUCAACAAACAUACUGCUUUCAGUAACUGGAAUUUGAAAAGCUACAAGGACGAUGUUCAGAAAUUGUAUAUACAAUGCUUGGAAAUUAUCUUUCAGAACCGCAAACUGAAAGAUAGAUGUCAAAAAGAUGCCCACUUGAAGCAAAAUGUACGAGUAGCCAUAGAAACAUACAUGAUGGACAAACUGUACGAGCAUGCGAAAAAUGUUAUAACUUUGUGUCAACAAGAACAGGUAGAAAGUUUUAAUAAAACCAUACGGAAUUUGUCGGACAUUCACAUCUCGGAGUUGAAUCUUAAACGCAGCUAUGCUGACGUAAUACCCGCUAUUAAGAAGGAACUGUUGAAAAUAGACGAAUGUCGAACUACCGUUGAUAAGAUCAGCUGUUUAAAGAAAGCUUUCGAGAUUAUAACUCGGGAACAAGACCAUACGGUGGAGAGGAAAGACGUCAAAAUGCUGAAGACAACGGAUGAUGUAAUUCCAAUGUUGAUUUUUGUUGUUAUCAAAACUGGUUUAACCAACUGGAUCAUGAAUCUUACUUUCCUGAAAGAGUUCCAACUGAAUCGCUCGUUGUCCACCCAGCAAAAGUUAGACCAGUUUGGCGAGGAUAGCUACCUAGUAACGACUCUAGAAGCCGUUAUUGUCUAUAUUAGUUGCUGCAGCAUCGAAAGAACGCAACGUUUAGGUAUAGAACUUAUAUCAGUAGAACAGCUACAGAUGAAACCUUUUGCCGAAAUGAGUUUUCUCAACGCAGACCAGUUUCUGAACUAUCUGUUCACUCUUAUGAAGAACAAAGAGGAAGAAGAAAUAGUGAAGAUUUUUGAAGAGUUCAAUACCGGCAAGGCUUCUCUCGGACUAAAACAUAGAAAAUGUCACCCAUUAUGUAGCUGUAGAAAAUGUGAAGCAUUACCCUAUCAACCUAAUAUCGAUCAUCGCAAUCAAAAUGGUUUAGCAGCAAUCCAUCUAGCGGCUACCCUCGGAAGUCCAAAGUUGCUCACCUUCAUUCUAAAUUUAAAACCGAAUGUUGAUACAGUUGACGCGAAAAAUUGGACUGCUCUACACUACGCUGCUGCGAAUGGUCAUCAGAACCUGCUGUUACUGCUGCUCCAUGCCGGAAUCAAUAUCAACAGUACGAGCAACGAUCUUCACACAUCCCUCCAUCUAGCCUGCCUAAAUGGUCACGGUGGAUGCGUUAAAGCAUUACUAUAUUUUGCAGAACACAUGAAAAUCCAUGUCGAUAUCGACGCUCAAACGCAGCUCGGUCAAACAGCCCUGCACUACGCCUCGAAAUGGGGUUUCACAGACAUUGUUGAAACACUAUUGGAACAUAAUGCGCUAGUUAAUAUUGCUAACAGGGUUGGAGCCACACCGAUAAAGUAUGCUCACAACGUAAAAAUUGCCAAAAUGUUAAAUGAAGCAUCUAUCGAGCAACAAAAACGUCGCAAGACUUCCGGCGCUUGUCCCAUUGCUAAUGAAGAAUUUAUUUUGAUAUCCGACGAAGAUCUGUUAGAUGAUGAAACAUUCAUAGAAUACCGCAACAUCGAAGAAAUGAAACGAAUUGACAAAGCAGUUGCUGCAAUAGCAGCCCACGACACCAAACUUGCAUGCUUCUAUCUAGGUUUAGACGUCUUCCCACCCUCAACAUCAAAUAUUAAUGCAUCACCACCCAAGCACUACAUAUCGGAAAAAGUGUGCCACCCCCUUUGUACCUGUCAAAGAUGUCUCAGCGAAUCAGCUGAUUUCUACACUUUAAUCAAAAAACCUUUUGCUUCCAAACCCAACAGAAUCAAUCUCAAUGCAACCAAUGGAGAAGGUUACACUGCUCUACACAUUGCUGCUAUACAUGGAAACCUGGAUAUGAUCAACAUUCUGCUAGAUUUUCGUGUAAAUGUUACUGUUAGAACCAAGUUCGGUGCUACCGCCCUGCACCUAGCUUGUCGCGAACGCCGUGUAACGGUUGUCAAGCUGCUGCUAAGUCGUCGCAACCGCGAAGAACUUGUUGACCUAAAGGAUUGCCGCGGUGAAACUCCCUUACACUAUGCAGUAGAGCAAAAUCAGGUGCGCAUCGUAGAGCUGUUAUUGCGUGCCAAAGCAGACAAAAGUCUGCGCAAUCUAGCCGGCAAGCGACCGAUAGACAUAGCUCGCGAUAGACUUUUUUUUAACGCUGUAAACGUGCUGGAGAGAAAAUGGUAAACAUGUAGCUGUCUGUUAAAAAUCACAUAUCUGUAGCACCACCAUCAGUCGCCCGUAGCGGACUUUAAACACAUGUAUCGAUACUUCUUCCAAAUAUUAAUACCUAUACCUAUAUAAUAAAAUG
Molecule: messenger RNA, 3204 nt
Organism: Sabethes cyaneus
Lineage: Eukaryota; Metazoa; Arthropoda; Insecta; Diptera; Culicidae
Product: ankyrin repeat domain-containing protein 27-like
Exons: 4
Coding region: 387-3080 (897 amino acids)
Biological process (GO): early endosome to late endosome transport; neuron projection morphogenesis
Cellular component (GO): early endosome; transport vesicle; tubular endosome
Molecular function (GO): SNARE binding; guanyl-nucleotide exchange factor activity
Source: RefSeq, a predicted model, not a curated record